Molecule: messenger RNA, 1863 nt
Organism: Prosopis cineraria
Lineage: Eukaryota; Viridiplantae; Streptophyta; Magnoliopsida; Fabales; Fabaceae
Product: UPF0481 protein At3g47200-like
Exons: 1
Coding region: 251-1585 (444 amino acids)
Source: RefSeq, a predicted model, not a curated record
AUCUUCGGCAUGGGUCCAUUACAAUAGAUUACUGCAUAUCAUGUCUGAUUCAGCAACCUAUCAUGGGCUACAGAUGCCAAACUUGAAAUAUUUGCAAAGCUGGCUAGCUACUUUAUCCAAUGGCUAGAGAUUAUUUUAAUACAAGCAUAAAGAGAUCUUGCCGCUAUAAAUUUAUACCUAAGGACCUUAGUGUUCUCAUGUAUCUAGAUGCAGUGAGACAUCCACAUGAUCUCAACUCUGAGUCUCUAAAAUGAUUACCAUGGCACAAGAUCGGUAUGCCCAGCUCCUAAACCACCCAGAUACAUCGCGUAGUGCAUGGCCUAAGAUACAGAGCGUGGCGCAUCAUCUGAGAAGUCGACCAGAUUUUGCACAGUACUACUCUCCUAAGAUGGUGUCCCUGGGUCCUAUUCACCACGGCGAACACCACCUCAAGUUAGGAGAGCAGUACAAGCUUUCAUGGGCAAAGAUGUACGUGGGUGAUCGAAAUAAGGCCCGAAGUCUGCAUGAAAAGAUUGUUGUGAAUAUCAAGGAUCUGAAGGAUCUAUACACUGAUGAGGACGCGGUUCGACGCUUCAACGACGAUGAACUGGCGUGGAUGUUGUUUGUGGAUGGAUGCGCACUGCUUCAGAUCCUGAAGCAUCCAGACAUAUUGAAGGCAGAACCACUCAACGCCAAGGUUGACCAGCUUGCUCUUGUUCGCCAAGACGCGCUCUUGUUAGAGAACCAACUUCCCUUCCAGCUCCUCCGCCUCUUGAGUGAUCUUCCCUCCGACACUGACCUUAUCAAAGACAUGGACUACUUCCUUCUUUGUCAUCAUUUGUCACCAGAAAAGCCCCAGAAUCAAAAUAGAGCCGGAAGUGGGCAUCAUGCGAUUGAUGCUGAUCCUCCACCAGCUGAUCCAGUUCAUCUUCUCGAUGAACUGCGGAGGAAAGUGUUGCGUGAUUUUAAAUCCCCUGAUCCACAGAUCAAAAGUAGCGAUUUGAAAGAGCUGAAAGAAGAAAUCAAAAGGGACGAGAUAACGUACAGGAAUUUGAAAGAGCUGAAAGAAGCAGGGAUUCAGGUGAAAAGAAACAAGUCAAAGGCAAAGCGCCCCAUCGACAUCACUUUCUCUUCUUCCUGUUUCGGCGGAGAACUGAAAUUUCCAGACAUGAUAGUGGACGACACAAUCGCUCCGACAUACCUGAACCUGAUGGCGUACGAGGCGUGCCCAGAUUUUGAGAACAAGUACGAGAUAAGCUCGUAUGUAGAAUUACUGGACUCCUUGAUCGACCACGCGGACGAUGUGAAGGAACUGAGGAAGGCAGGCGUUCUGCGCAACUGCCUUGGAAGUGACGAGGAAGUAGCGGAACUGUUUAACGUCAUAAGCAAAGACUUGGUGGUUCACACCUCCAUAUACACGUCUCUCAGAGCUGAAAUAGAAAAGCAUUAUAAGAAGAAGUGCAAGACGUGGUUCGCUAUGGCUUGUAAUACCUAUUUCAGCAACCCUUGGUCUAUUAUUGCCUUCAUUGCUGCUUCUGCGGCUCUUCUUCUCACUUUCAUCCAAACUUGGUUUGCCGCUUUCCCCUCUCACGGUAAUUCUGGAUGACCACCUCGCAUGGCAAGAAGGACGUACGCUUGCUCCGUCUUUUUGCACUCGUGGCUGGCACUUGGUAUCUAGUAUUCGUAAAAAAUUUAUUGGUGUGUGUGAUAUAUUUAAUAACACAGCUUUUGAUUGGAGUCACUGUAUCCUUUUUUAAUCAUGGGGGUCGAUGCAGGGUCUGCGUUGUAUGGUUUGCAGCGUUACCUCAUUGAUAGAGUCAUUAUUUUUUACGGCGAUUUCGUUGAGUGAAGUAAAGGGGGAAUAAUCAUUUUGGAUUUUCAUUA